Molecule: messenger RNA, 2139 nt
Organism: Marmota monax (woodchuck)
Lineage: Eukaryota; Metazoa; Chordata; Mammalia; Rodentia; Sciuridae
Gene: Mlnr
Product: motilin receptor
Exons: 2
Coding region: 1-1233 (410 amino acids)
Biological process (GO): G protein-coupled receptor signaling pathway
Cellular component (GO): plasma membrane
Molecular function (GO): G protein-coupled peptide receptor activity
Source: RefSeq, a predicted model, not a curated record
AUGGGUAGCCCCUGGAACGGCAGCGACGGCCCCGAGGGCGCGCGGGAGCCUCCUUGGGCCUCGCUGCCGCCGUGCGACGAGCGCCGCUGCUCCACCUUCCCCCUGAGGACGCUGGUGCCGGUGACCGUCGUGUGCCUGGGCCUGUUCGCCGUCGGGGUGAGCGGGAACGUGGUGACCGUGCUGCUGAUCGGGCGCUACCGGGACAUGCGGACCACCACCAACUUGUACCUGGGCAGCAUGGCCGUGUCCGACCUGCUCAUCCUUCUCGGGCUCCCCUUCGACCUGUACCGCCUCUGGCGCUCACGGCCCUGGGUGUUCGGGUCGCUGCUCUGCCGCCUGUCCCUGUACCUGGGCGAGGGCUGCACCUACGCCACUCUGCUGCACAUGACAGCCCUCAGCGUCGAGCGCUACCUGGCCAUCUGCCGUCCGCUGCGUGCCCGCGUCCUCAUCACCCGGCGCCGCGUCCGCGCGCUCAUCGGUGCUCUCUGGGCGGUGGCCCUGCUCUCCGCAGGGCCCUUCUUUUUUCUGGUGGACGUCGAGCAGGACCCCAGCAUCUACCCGAUCGUGGACCUUAACGGCACUGAGCAACACACCUUCUUGUCCAGCGUGCCGCCGCCCCUCUGGCCCUCGCGGGCGCCACUGUCGUCCCCGCCCUCCGGACCUGAGGCUGCAGCGGCCGCGGCGCUGUUCAGCCGCGAGUGCAGGCCAAGCCGCGCACGGUUGGGUACAUUGCGGGUCAUGCUGUGGGUUACCACUGCCUACUUCUUCCUGCCCUUCCUGUGCCUCAGUGUCCUCUACGGGCUCAUCGGGCGAGAGCUGUGGAAGAACCGAGAUCCGCUGCAAGGUCCUGCUGCCUUGGGGCGGGAGAGGAGCCACCGGCAGACAGUCCGCGUCCUGCUGAUGGUGGUUUUGGCAUUUGUAGUUUGCUGGUUGCCUUUCCACGUAGGCAGAAUCAUUUACAUAAACACCGAAGAUUCCCGGAUGAUGUACUUUUCUCAGUACUUCAACAUUGUCGCCCUGCAACUAUUCUAUCUGAGUGCAUCCAUCAACCCAAUCCUCUACAACCUCAUUUCCAAGAAGUACAGAGCAGCCGCCCGUAAACUGCUGCUUGCAAAACGGUCCAAACCAAGAGGUUUCUGCAGAAGCAAGGACACUGGGGGGGGCCCUGGGGGAGACACUGGAGUCACAGUUGGCUACACAGAGACCAGUGCUAACACAAAGACAAUGGCCUAACCAGCACAGCUGAGCCAAUUACAAGACUUUGGAGACAACAGGUCUGUAGAGAAAUAAAGACAGAAAGUGGGGUAUGAAUGCUGUUUAAGAAUGAGAGUUGUUGAAAUUUUGCAAGCUGGUUAGAAAUUGUUGGCAUGAUUUUUUUAAAAACCAAAGUAUAAAAUGUUUCUGUACCAGUUAUUACAGUUUCCCUUUCAUGUAUCUGUAUUCACUUUAGCAUCAUGAAAUCCCACAUCUAUAGUGUGUCUGGAAGAGGUUUUCUAAGUCUUCAUUCAUUCUACUCUGGGAAUAAGAUCAAUCAUUUUAUAGUUAAGUGAUAGAGCAAUGCUGCCUAAAAAUUGUCACCUCUGAGAUCAGGGGUGUAUUUUGUUCAGUUUGGGAUAUAAAUAUACAUAUACAAGGAAACAGGAUGAUGAGUUUGGAUCCAAGAAUUAUUUAAUACCUAUAUAUAGUAUAUUUAAUACCUAUAUAUGGCCAUAUAGACCAUAUAUGGCUUUGUGAAAAACUUUUAGAAGUAAGAAUUUCAGGUAGACUCCAAUGUUCAGGAGUCCCACCUCUCAACAGACUGGGAGCAAAUAAACUUUUGGCUAAAUGUGCUUUUUGAGACCUGCUAUGAAUAAAACCAGUGCAACCCACUUUUCCCUGGAACUGCCUAUGGGGUUGUACUAAUGCCACUAGCCUUGAAGUAGCAAAGUUGGGCACAGAGACAAGAGGACAGAGAGCUUGGCCUUCUGAGAUGACUACUGAUGAGCUUUGAAAAGAACUUUAAUCUACCUUCCUUUGUCUCAGCCUAUAUGGAUGAGAAUUGUCAUCAUCCCUGUUUUACUAGUGACAGAACUGACUCUCAGAUUUCCCAGACAGGAACUAGGAAGGCUUGAGUCUGAAUCCAGACUUUGAAAUACUCAC